Molecule: messenger RNA, 999 nt
Organism: Rotaria socialis
Lineage: Eukaryota; Metazoa; Rotifera; Eurotatoria; Philodinida; Philodinidae
Source: the annotation of a GenBank genome assembly
AUGUUAAUGAUGAAAUGUAUCGUUCUAAUAUGUGGGCCACCAGCAUGUCUUAAAUCAACACUUAUUAAAAUACUUCAAUUGAUCUUUAGUCAUCAUCAAAUUUUAAAUCUCAAAUUUCUUUGUAUAAAAAAAGUUCAAGAAAUUUUAUUUAAGAACAAAAACGAAAAUAAGCGUCUCUACAAUUUUCUUUCGUUUGAUGAUCUAUUUCUUGGCUAUGAAAAUGAUAUCAUAGAAAAUGAAUCCAAUUGGAAAUUAUAUCGUUUAUUAAUUGCAAAUGAAAUUGAAAAUUAUAUUUUAUCAAAUGUGCAAGAAAAGAAUUCUUCUAUAAAUUUAAAAUACUCUUCACAAAUACUUGAUCGUCUUUAUCAAUCAUUGAAACAUUUAACGAAUGAUAGUAUUCUUAUUAUUGAAGAUAAUUUUUAUUAUGCAAGUAUGCGCCAUCGUUAUCGACAAAUAGCUCAACGAGUAAAAAUAGGUUUUGCAUCAAUACAUCUUCAUUCAAAUUUAACUAUUGCUCUUGAACGAAAUACGAAGCGUCACAUAUCUAAACGUGUUUCAAAUGUUUCCAUAGAAAAUAUCUUUGCAAAAUAUGAUUUAUCAACUGAUGAUCUUAUGAUUGAUACAACAAAUCGAGGUUUAACAAGUGAACAUUUACAUCGAGUUUUGCAACGUAUUCAACAAGCUUGCAAUGAACCAGAACAACAAUUAGUCAAUAUAAUUGACGAUGAACAACGUCGUAGAGCAACAGAAAUUAAUCAACAAAAUAUGAUUUAUCAAAUAGAUCAAAAACUACGAAAAUUUAUUUCAAAACAUUUAAAUAAUGAAUUUUUACAGAAUGAAAAAUUUAAAAUAGCAAAUGAAAAAAAACUUUAUGCCGAAAUGAUUAAUAAUAAACGACAAACAUUUUUAGAAUUAAUAAAACAAAGAUUUAUUUUCAUUCAUGAUAAUCAUGAUGAUAUAGAAAAUCGAUUUGAACAAUUUUUAAACGAAAAUAAUUAG